UUUCAAGUUUCGUGGUGGCGGACGUGUGUUCGGUGUGCCAAAAAUACGCUAAAGUUUAAUUUCUACAACAUGAAUUAAGACUAUUAAACCACACUUUAUCACUGAAACUUCGUAAAUUAAUUAAAAUCAACACUGUACUCUGUGAUUUUUUCCAUCGGAAGUGCAUAACUUGAUGCCCUACAUAAAAAGUUAGGUCCGAUUUGAUGAAAGUUUUCUUUUCUUUUGUUUUAAUCAGUGUGUAAUGUUAAUUUGUGGUGAAAGAUGCGCGGGUCGGACGUUAAUCUAGUGCUGUUUAUUAUUUUGUUCUGCGCACGUGAGCAUGUGGGUGAAAUAAGUCAAAUAGACGACAAUGACUUGACUGGAGAACACUCGUUGGAAUUGACCCAGUCCAUGAACUUAGCUCGACAGGAGCUAAUUCAAGAGUCAUGCCAGCGAUUUUCACCAAGAUGGACGUUAGAAAAUCUGCCGGAUAAUCAGUUCGAGCACAUAUUAGUCGACGAGACACACAAGCUGCUGUAUUGUUACGUACCUAAGGUUGCCUGCACUAAUUGGAAGAGAAUAUUGAUGAUACUGACAGGAAAAUGGAACGAUACAGAUGUCCUCAACAUUCCGGCAUCCCUUGCUCACUCUCCCGGUAUGUUCCGGAACCUCAGCAGCGUGCCAAAACCGGAACGGGACUACAUGCUGGAUAGUUACCACAAGAUGAUCAUUGUCCGGAAUCCGUUUGAGAGAUUGCUGUCAGCAUACAGAAACAAAUUAGAGGGAGAUCUGCCUAGUGCUAGAUACUUUCAAGACAGAGUGGGCAGACGGAUCAUCAAGGCAUUCCGCGAGAACCCGUCCAACGAGUCUCUCGAGUUGGGCCAUGACGUCACGUUCAGGGAAUUCGCUCUGUUCCUCACUAACAAGUCUGAGGAGUUGACAGACGUCGCCAACAAUGAGCACUGGCAGCCGAUAACGAGCUUGUGCCACCCCUGCCUCAUCAAGUACACCUUAGUUGGUAAGGAGAUCUGCCUAGUGCUAGAUACUUUCAAGACAGAGUGGGCAGACGGAUCAUCAAGGCAUUCCGCGAGAACCCGUCCAACGAGUCUCUCGAGUUGGGCCAUGACGUCACGUUCAGGGAAUUCGCUCUGUUCCUCACUAACAAGUCCGAGGAGUUGGCAGACGUCGCCAACAAUGAGCACUGGCAGCCGAUAACGAGCUUGUGCCACCCCUGCCUCAUCAAGUACACCUUAGUUGGUAAGUUUAUUUUAUUUAAAUUA
Messenger RNA from Ostrinia furnacalis (Asian corn borer), 1259 nucleotides. Its product is annotated as carbohydrate sulfotransferase 11. Gene Ontology annotation, molecular function: sulfotransferase activity. Gene Ontology annotation, biological process: carbohydrate biosynthetic process. The transcript has 5 exons. Gene Ontology annotation, cellular component: membrane. Bases 262 to 1194 code for a protein of 310 amino acids. The record is from RefSeq and is a predicted model, not a curated record. NCBI's taxonomy places the organism in Eukaryota, Metazoa, Arthropoda, Insecta, Lepidoptera, Crambidae.